UACUCUACUCCGUCCUGCCAGUGGCUCGGUCCCAAGUCUGCCAUUCAGUCUGCCUACAUACGACUACCUGUCUACAACCAGUCUGCGCCUAUACGCCAAUACGUGGACGCGGGGGAGACGAGGAUGUGGUCUGUCCAGGUCAGAUCAGAACCCACGGCAUCAUCGAGAGCGUGGCUUGCUGCAUGCAUGCCCCGUAACCUUUUUCCACCACCACCACAGUACUUCUUCUCUUUCGCUUUCGCCGUUCAAGUUCUAACCCGUGAGAUUGGUCCAUCCAAUCGCGAGGCCGUUUGA
This is a messenger RNA of Colletotrichum paranaense, 294 nucleotides long. RefSeq lists its product as uncharacterized. The annotation marks the transcript as partial. The transcript has a single exon. Lineage: Eukaryota; Fungi; Ascomycota; Sordariomycetes; Glomerellales; Glomerellaceae. The record is from RefSeq and is a predicted model, not a curated record.